Messenger RNA from Menidia menidia (Atlantic silverside), 1089 nucleotides. NCBI's taxonomy places the organism in Eukaryota, Metazoa, Chordata, Actinopteri, Atheriniformes, Atherinopsidae. The record is from the annotation of a GenBank genome assembly.
AUGGCGAAUUCAAGUUUUCCCCAAACUCCAAGCCCUCCUCAGGCUCACCGGGCAGAAAUCAUGGAAAACCCCCUCCAGACUUAUCUUCUGGGGAUCAUAACAUCCAUAUGUGGGAAUGUCCUCAUCAGCGUUUCUCUCAACAUACAGAAAUAUGCCCAUGUCCGUCAGGCUCAGCGUGGCUCCAAGCCUUACUACACCUCUGCGAUGUGGUGGUGUGGUGUGGUCCUCAUGGGUGUCGGGGAGUUGGGGAACUUUGCAGCCUACGGCUUUGCCCCAGCAUCACUAAUAGCCCCUCUGGGCUGUGUGUCUGUUAUAGCUAGUGCUAUCAUAUCUGUGAUUUUCUUGAAGGAGACCGUGCGGGCUUCUGACAUUGUUGGUGGCACAUUGGCAAUUACAGGAACAUACGUGCUGGUGACCUUUGCCCCCCACAAUUCCACACACAUUACAGCGCAUCUGGUCCAAUACUAUGCUGUCAGCUGGUAUUUCCUGCUUUACCUGUUUAUCGAGGUCAUACUCUUCUGUAUCCUGCUCUAUCUGUACAAGAUAAAGAAGGUGAAGCACAUAGUCAUUGUGAUGCUGCUGGUGGCUCUGCUUGCCUCUCUCACAGUAAUCUCAGUCAAAGCCGUGUCAGGGAUGAUCACAGAGUCUAUAAAAGUCCAGCUGCAGCUCAUCUACCCCAUCUUUUACGUCAUGCUCGUCGUCAUGGUGGCCUCCUGCGCAUUCCAGAUCAAAUUUCUCAAUCAGGCAAUGAAAAUGUUCGAUGCCACAGAAGUGGUUCCGAUCAACUUUGUGUUCUUCACUGCCAGUGCCAUUGUUGCAGGAAUAAUAUUCUACCAAGAAUUUGAAGGCCUGGCUUUACUGAACAUUUUCAUGUUCUUAUUUGGUUGUCUUUUGUCCUUUCUUGGAGUCUUCCUUAUAACUCGAAACAGGCCAAAAAUAAAGCAACAAGAGCGCAAUUUCAUUGCAAUGGAUAGGAUUCCCGGGAGAAAUCGCACAGACCAAGUGCAGCCAGAGGCAAAGUCUACAACAUACGGAUCACUGGCAGCUAAACUCAUGUGCAACAGAGCUGGCCAAUCGGACGAUUCGUAA